Messenger RNA from Galdieria sulphuraria, 1740 nucleotides. RefSeq names its product ring finger protein-like protein. The transcript has a single exon. Bases 71 to 1147 code for a protein of 358 amino acids. The record is from RefSeq and is a predicted model, not a curated record. Gene Ontology annotation, biological process: protein ubiquitination. NCBI's taxonomy places the organism in Eukaryota, Rhodophyta, Bangiophyceae, Galdieriales, Galdieriaceae.
AACGGGACACCCAAAAGACAUGUGGUGGGGUGGGCUUUUGGACACAUUGCCCGAGACUGAAAAAACUUGAAUGACUAGCAGUGUUGUAGUUUCAGUCACUUUGCCUAUUGCCAUAGUAGCUAUUAUAUUCAUCGUGCUAGUUUUUUGUUCUCCAAGGUCCCAGGACGAUAGAAGAAGUUGGUAUGAGUUUGGCGUAUUUCUUCCUGAACUUUUAUGGAGAAGAAUUACUGGAGCUCCCCCACCUAGUAGGUUCCAAGGACGACAAGGUCGAAAGCGAAAAGUGGAAGGCUUAACAAAAACAGAAAUUAGAAUGGCUUGUCCAGAGGUUGUUUUCAGAGGUACACGUCAUCCUUCAGAAAUUGUAACGGCGGGUUUGCGUUUUGAAAGAAAGGGAACAGCGCAAACUAAUCAGAAAAGCCUUCCGUGUAACGAUUCCUCUGAAAGAGUUUCGAGUGCUCCUGUAAAUAGUUCAGAAGUUAUUUUGCAAGGGUUUGAAAGUGCCCGUUUUGGACCAGUAUCUCAUACGGGUCACAAGGUUUUCGAGAAACAAGAAGGCGUGGAAAGCUUUGGAAUUCCAACAAUAGAAACUGAUGAAAUUAAACCCAUUGUAGAAGAUGGAACUGAAAUGUUUGCAGAGAAACGAAAUUCGUCGAAGGAUUCUUCAAGGAGCACCAGAAACUCCGAAGCUCUUUCAUUGGUUCACGUACCUGCGGCACCAGGUCAUAUCUUUCAGUUUGUUUUGCCAUUGAGGUGGGUGACACAUGAGACUGAACCAUUGGAGCCUUAUCAAGUUGCAGAAAAGGAAGGUAUUGUGCUCGGUAGUUUCUAUAUUCCAGACGAAAUGUGUGCAGUCUGCUUGGACCCUAUUAUGCCUGGAGUGAAACUGCGUGUCUUACAAUGUCGUCAUGCGUUUCACUCUCCUUGUAUUGAGCAGUGGCUGCGCUCAGCCAAUAGGUGUCCACUUUGUAACACACCUCCCAUACCUGUUUUCGAAGAAGAGGACAUGGAAGAAGAUUCCUUGGAAUGUCAACUAGGAGUUAGUCUAGGAGAUCCCAGUAGAGCGACAUAUUGGCAAAGUUCAGCCUAUCGCACUGUUGUGAAAAGUUAUAAUGCGCGAUGUUGGCUACAGGAGUUCGAAACAACUUGAACUUAGAUAUAAUUUCGCAUUGCAAGUCCAUGUAACUAUAUUUGCUAAUAUGGUAACAGCAGAAUUUUUCCUUAUAAUUCGUGUAAAUUUUUAUCCUUUGGAAGGCUUUGAAACGAGAUUUGGAGUACAGGAUUAAAAGCCUGAUUUCUUUAGUUUUGUAAACAUGUGACACAUGCUGCUCUUUCGAAUGUUCAAAAGAAUAUCUGUGCAAAUGGCUUAUUUUGAUCUUUCAAGUUGUUACUCUUGGCACUCAAGUUUUUCCAUCAGAAGAGACAGAAAGCCAACCCUAGUCUAAGCUUUACUUCGUAUGACAAGACACAUUUCAAUCGUAACCAUGCCUUUUGCCACUUCCCUUUGUUCCAACUGUCAAGCUGCAAAAGUAUAUUAGUGCAAUAUUCAUAACACUUGUUUGAACUAUUUAAAAGAGAGCAAUUGUUUACGUUGACUGCAAUAAUGAACUUUUCGUUUCUUGCCAAAUACAAUUCAAGCUCAUUUCGCAUUCUAGAAAAUCUUUCAAAAAAAAGUUCAGAUUUCGCUUUUCUCUGACAAAACUAAGUGCUCUUUUGCUUGAUAUUAAAGAAAGGUUUGAUUAU